UCCUCUUGCAGUCCACCUGAAUCCUCUUCCCUUGACAACAUGUGUUGUAACUACUACGGCAACUCCUGUGGCUAUGGCUGUGGAAACAGAUAUAGCUGUGGACUCAGCCCCUACUAUGGCUGUGGAUAUGGAGCUAGAUAUGGCUGUGGAUAUGGCUCAGGAUACAGCUGUGGCUAUAGAACAGGAUAUGGCUGUGGAUACGGCUCAGGAUAUGGCUCAGGAUAUGGCUGUGGAUAUGGCUGUGGAUACGGUUCAGGAUACAGCUGUGGAUUUAGCCCUUAUUAUGGCUGUGGCUAUGGAACCAGAUAUGGCUGUGGCUAUGGCUCUGGAUACAGCUGUGGAUUCAGCCCCUAUUAUGGCUGUGGAUACAGCUCCCCGUAUGGCUGUGGUUAUGGGAUAAGAUAUGGCUGUGGAUAUGGUCCCUACUUUGGCUAUGGAUAUGGCUCUGGCUAUUACAGUUACCGGCCAGUCUGCUACGGGUAUUAUUCUUCUUGCUGCUAGAGCAUCACCAUCCAAGCCUUCUGAAAUAACAACACAUCUAAAGAUAAUGCUGAUUCAAGGAUUUUUAAGCUACAUUUCUAUAUCUAAGAAAUUACAUGCCUGACAGAGACUUUGACCUCCAGCCGCCCAUUUUUAGAUUGACAUCCUUGAAGCCUGAAGUUCCAUGAUAGCACCUGGUCAUUUCCCUAGAGUUAACCUUUAUCGUCUUAAUCUGUGACUCUUUUAUGGCUGUGUUGAUGAUCGUAGCAUCAUACAGUGGGGGAAAUCUCUUAUUCUCAAUAAAAAUGGUUCAU
Cervus elaphus (red deer) is the source of this 794-nucleotide messenger RNA. Its product is annotated as keratin-associated protein 21-1-like. The transcript is spliced from 2 exons. Lineage: Eukaryota; Metazoa; Chordata; Mammalia; Artiodactyla; Cervidae. Gene Ontology annotation, biological process: hair follicle development. The coding region runs from base 40 to 501 and encodes 153 amino acids. The record is from RefSeq and is a predicted model, not a curated record.